CGUGCACCCCGGAAACCGUGGCGGACAACCCGCAUAUAAGAGCCUCGAACCUGGCUCCUCUUGUAGCAUUCUUUUCCAUAAAACAGUAGGAUCCAAACAUGAAGAUCAUCGACAGAGAAGAAAAAGAAGCACACGCAGCUCAUGUGAUGGCUGAGGGCUUCCGCGGCAUGUUCUAUGGGUCCAUCAUUUCGGCCGGUCUCUUUGCGUACUUGAAAACAAGACACCCGGCACGGUUUGCCAAGUUCAACACGUCCAUCAAAGCGUGCGUGCUCAUCAUGCCCACGAUCUCGCUCGCAGCGUUUUAUGCGGACGACGGCUCGUUGGAAUUCGACAAGAAAAUGUACUCGGCGGGCCACACCAACAAGCAGGUCUUGGAGCAAUAUCGCGAGUGGAAAAACAUGCCAGCCUCCGACAGGAUCGUCACGCUGCUCAGCACGCACAAGUAUAAGAUCAUCUUGGCUUCCUGGGCCGCCUCCAUGUAUGGCUCGUGGAAGCUUGUUAACCGGGACAAGAUCAUGACGGCGCCCCAAAAGUUGGUCCAGGCCCGUAUGUAUGCGCAGGCCAUAACCGUUGUGCUUCUCUUGGCAACAAUGGUUCUAGCCAUGAAGGAGGAGGAGGUCAAGAGUCACCAGCCAGCGCCUCUUCCGGAGUGGAGGAGGGUGUUGAUCGACAGAGAGGCGGCCGCGAUGGAGAGCCAGAGAGAAGAGGUGACUGCUGAGUAGAAGGUUGAGCCUGGACUUCUUGGAAGCAGUGCAGUGUCUUGUAAAUAGUGUUUUAAAGAAGUGUUAUGAAAUAGUUAUUUAGAGAAGUGUUAUGGAACAGUGUUCUAGAGAAGCGUUUUGGAACAGUGUUCUAGAGAAGUGUUAUGAAAUAAUUUUUUAGAGAAG
This is a messenger RNA of Metschnikowia bicuspidata var. bicuspidata NRRL YB-4993, 887 nucleotides long. Its product is annotated as HIG1 domain-containing protein. The coding region runs from base 99 to 722 and encodes 207 amino acids. Gene Ontology annotation, cellular component: mitochondrial inner membrane. The record is from RefSeq and is a predicted model, not a curated record. The transcript has a single exon. NCBI's taxonomy places the organism in Eukaryota, Fungi, Ascomycota, Pichiomycetes, Serinales, Metschnikowiaceae. Gene Ontology annotation, biological process: mitochondrial respiratory chain complex IV assembly.